This is a messenger RNA of Toxorhynchites rutilus septentrionalis, 2060 nucleotides long. It is a transcript of the gene S6KL, whose product is annotated as serine/threonine-protein kinase S6KL. Gene Ontology annotation, biological process: protein phosphorylation. The record is from RefSeq and is a predicted model, not a curated record. Gene Ontology annotation, molecular function: ATP binding; protein serine/threonine kinase activity. NCBI's taxonomy places the organism in Eukaryota, Metazoa, Arthropoda, Insecta, Diptera, Culicidae. The coding region runs from base 232 to 1632 and encodes 466 amino acids. The transcript has 10 exons.
CGCACGAGCAAUGAUUAGUCGCCUUGAAGAAAGGCUUACACCAAUAUAAAACAGGGAAGUUAACGGAAGACAGAAGGUUCUUUAAAAUCUUCAUAAAAUUAGUUUUCUUUCGUCUGAAAAAGUUCAAGCACUGUUCAAAGGUCAGUAAAACUGUGAGGGACAGUUGGGAGGUGUAGUUUUCCUUCGGGGACGCACAAAUUCCGCUGUUUUCCUGUUGAGUUCGGUCGGUGUAUGGGAAACACCAACAGUGGAAACACAAUUCAGAGAAAGGAAAUUUCAACUGCGAAAUCAUCAUCGUCAUCAUCAUCACUAUCAUCAGUAUCGGCUGCUUCGCUGCUGGUGGCCACUACUGGAGCAUCUAGAAAGGGAACACAAAAUACACGACAGAUACAAAGAUCAGCCAGCUUGGGUGAUUUUUUCAACAGAAUAAAUGACAGCUUCAUUCGGCUUUCUACUUCGCUCUCCUGCACUGCUCUGAGUCCUGUUUCUUCUUCCUCUGGACCCUCGGGUAAUCAUUGUCGAAGUCGUCCCUGGAGUCGCUUUUCAAGAAAGAGGUGGCAUGAAGCUACACUCUCAAACAAAUUUCAACUUUCAAAAGGUUGUUGGCCUGUAACAAACGUUGAGGCAAUAUUUUUACCUCAGAUUCCGGUGGAUUACCAGGCAGUGAGGGAAUACACGUUCGAGGAACAUAUCGCCGACGGUGCAUUUGGGAAGGUCUACAGGGUGAUAGGGCAGACAGUUGCUUCUGGCGCGAAUCCGGCUCAAGUAUAUGCGUUGAAAAUCUUAAGCAAAGCACAGAUCAUCAGUACUAAUGCUCUCGCCCAACUCAAGGACGAGGUCAACAUACAGACGGUGUGUGGGCACCAUCCUUUUCUCGCUCGAUGCAUAAGUCACUGGCAGAAUAAAAAACAAAUAUUUCUGCUUUGUCAGUUUUAUCCCAACGGAGAACUCUUUCAGAAGUUUAGCAGAUUCCCUCAUGAGCUUGUUCGUCUCUAUGUAGCUGAAAUCGCGCUAGCUCUUGAUUUCCUUCAUCAAGCUGGAAUCAUUUAUAGAGAUUUGAAGCCGGAGAACAUUCUGCUCGAUUGGGACUAUCACGUACGAUUGAUUGAUUUUGGACUAAGCAAGUGGCUAAGCAUUGGCACUCGAACACGUACAUUGUGUGGGACGUUGCAGUUAAUGGCACCCGAAAUUUUAGCCGGUGAAACUUAUGGUCAUUCUGUUGACUGGUGGGCGCUUGGAGCUUUGGCUUGUAGGAUGUGCACAGGAUUUUACCCCCAGUUGGACAUAUCCGCAUACUUGAACAAAUCUGAAGAAAUUGAUACACUGAUCAAAAACAUUUCAAAUGGGAGAAAGUUUGCCUCGGCGAAAUUACUUCCAGAUUCAACUGCUCGUCUUCCGGUGGAAAUUCAAGAUCUGUUGAAGCGUCUAUUGGAAACCAAGCCACAGUAUCGCCUUCGUUCCGUCCUUCAACUUCAGCGGAUUGCUCUGUACAAAAACUACAACUGGGAUGCCGUCCGGAACAAACAGGUUUGUCCAAAGAAAAUAAUUGAAGCAGAGAUUGACAUGGAAAAACCUAGCGAUGGUCAUUCGUCAGUGAUGCGUUCGGACGAAUUCCUUGAUUUUGAUUGGUAAUUUUGGGAGCCGUAUUUUGACGAAAUGAGAAUCAUGUCAGCAAAAAUCUUGCGAUCACACGAUUCAAUACGGGAGAAUAAUAAUUGCAGCAAUUUGAAGACGUUUCAUUUCAGCCUGAGCCGGUUCACAGUAUACGAAAUAUAAGUACCAUUUCAGUAUUAAACUGUAACCUUCGAAGCGCUAUACUAGGUAUUGUAGAAAUGGCUUCGAUCAAUCUUCAGCAGCUUCUCGAGUGCGCAAUUGAAAAGAAGCUAAAAAGAGCUCCGAUCAAUUGAAGACAGAUGUAGAAACGAUGAGGAUGAGGGUGCCGACGUCGAUAAUAAUGAUGAUGAUGAUGAUGACGAUGAUGAUGAUGUUUCGCCUUCCGUCCGUUUAACGUGUAAUAUCGUAAGAAUAACUUAGUUCAAUAAUAAACCAUUACCAUUGAA